GCUGUUAGUAAUUGCAUUUUAAUUUGUUGAACCGGAAUUUUGUCCGUCAUGUACUAAAAAUUCUUUAGCUUGUUUAACAGAUACUCUUACAAAGGAAGUGUUUACUCAUAGGAGCGUCGUGAAUGUAGUGUUUGUAUGUGUCUGUGUUUGCGCGACAGGGAGAAAGUUUUUGAUUGUUUAUAAGGGAAAUUUGUAGAGGAUGGUAGAGAGGAAGAGAAAGAGAAUAUGUGCGCGUGAAUGACUGUGAUCGUGCUAAAAUAAUUUACUGAUAAACUUUCAAAAGUGACUAGGAUAAAAAUACUAUCAUUGCAUUAGACUGUGACAGUUUCCCUUUUAUUUUCCAGUGAAAUUUUACGGCACGGAAAAUUUAUUUAUGAACAAGAAAAGAGAGAAAAGAACGCUAAAAAAAAAAGAUCGAUUAAUACUUAAGGAAGCUAUUUAAGAAUUUGUUGAAUGUAUGUUUUAUUGCUAUCAAUUAUUAACUAAAAUAUUUUGGAUACCUUCGAAUUCGUUUCAACUAAUUCAUUCCAAGCAUCGAACCUCAGAUACGUAAUAUUCCGAACAUAGAUAACCCAUGGCGAAAACAAGCUCAGAACGUAUGAAUAUAUUUGGUUAUAUAGCGUUGGCAUUAACCUGUACUGCAGCAACAUUGCACUCUGUGGGAAUUUCAUUACCAAACUGGCGUAUCACCUUCAAGGAUGAUGAAAAAUGGGUAAAGAAAGAAGGGAUUAUGACGCUGACAAUGUGUAAAGAGUUUGAAUGCACGACAGUCAUAGAAUUCAGCAAAAUCAAAGGAGGUGAAGAAUGGUUCUUUGUUUGUCGAGUUUUCGCCAUGUUUGCGGCUGGACUUUGCCUUAUAGCCACAUUUCUUCAACUGAUCUAUUUCUGUUGUCCAAAGCAAAUCAUCAGAGCUCAGUCGAUGUAUAUGCUUGGCUCUUCAGGUUUGUUUAUUUUGAUGUCUGUGUUCAUCUUCAUCGCUAUGUACCAAGUAGCCCAACAGAAAAAUAGUUACACUGAUAUUGAAAUUCGACUUGGUUAUCCUGUUGGGUUUUGCAUAAUUGCUGGAGUCUUAGCUAUAGCAGCCGCCAUUUUAACUGCUGUUUCGUCAAUCGUAGCCGAAAGAGAUAACGAAGACUUUUAUUAAAAAACUUAAUAUGCUGCUUCGUUUUUCACUUAAUUUGUCAUCUUUGCUAACUUAUUUUCUUUCCUUUGGUACAGAAAAUUUCAUUUUGGUCUAGCCAUAAGAACAUAGGAGUUUUAAAGAGAGACCCAAACUUCAGAUUUAUAUAUCUAAUGAAUCAAUAGAGGAAAUUUCUGUAAUAUCAUGUAUCACAAAUGUUAUCCUGAUAUAUAAAUCAUCUGAAAUAUCAUACAGUUGAAAUAUAUUUCAACCAACGGCUGGAUUAAUCAGGGAUUUGGAAAUGUAUUCUGGUAAAACAGCCAAACUUAAGUAUUCACCUUUAUGUUCAUGCGUAUUAGUAUGUGUGCACAUGUAUAUUUUGCAUAUGUGCACAUAUAUAUGCCUACAUUUGUUUGUAUUAACUCCCCCCCCCGAAAAAUCAUAUGAAGUAUUCUAAAAACCACAGUGCAAGUACACAUAGCUUCAUUUUGCGAGUAAGCACACUGGAGAUCGCUGACCACUACAUUUAUGUCUUUUUCUCUCCUUGUUUCUUUCUGUGUUCCUUUCAGUUGAAGAGCGUAGGCUCGAAACGUCAAAGACUUUCUCUAUUCCCGAGCGUUAUACUAAUACAUCCAUUUGUUGUUUACACCACC
Molecule: messenger RNA, 1773 nt
Organism: Octopus bimaculoides (California two-spot octopus)
Lineage: Eukaryota; Metazoa; Mollusca; Cephalopoda; Octopoda; Octopodidae
Source: RefSeq, a predicted model, not a curated record